AGAAGAAGGAAAAGGAAGAAGCUUUCGUCGAUAGCUCUUUUUAUCCUCUAUCUCUAUCUCUCUCUUUAUCUCUCUCCGUCUCUCUCUCUCUCUCUCUUUCACUUUCUAAAUCGUUAUGUCCUCGUGCAACACAUGUUUCUCGUCUGGCUCCCAGACCCGAAAGAUCAUUCAAAGUCGGUCGAACGUGUUCAGGAAUAAAUCUUUAGAUGGAGCUCGUCGUAUAGGAUUAUAAUUUCCUGUUUUAAAAGAGCAAUGUGUCCUGACGAAAGGGACGGGUCAUUCGUUUUCAUAAGACAUAUUAUUAUCAUCGACCCGAAAAGAAAUUAAUUGGAAAUGUGAUCGUGAAAUAGCAACCAUGUUGAACAUGGAUAACAAUACCGAGGAAUCGCCGAAAAGGCGAUCCACGUUUUACGUGUCUUUGGACGGUGGAGAAGCAAGACAGCCGACAAAGAUAUCUAAAGCUUGUAACAAUUUAAUAAAAUCGCAGGAUGUAGAAAAGAAGGAUAUUACGAAGAAAUCGACGUCCUUAUCUUCGUCUUCGUCGUCAUCGUCGUCGUCAUCAUCGUCGUCUUCGUCGUUCGUUUGCAAUACAUUUCCAAUUGGUAAUACAAAAAUAGGAACGUCUUCGAUCGGUGCUUCGUCGAUAUCGCCAAAGGUGAUACUUACUAGGACACUGAGUAAUAACGAGUCUAUAACGAGUAGUAGGAAACACGAGGAUUCUUUACCUGAGAGUCACAAAGGAAAGGUACAAUCAUUGACCAGGAUAUUCGAAAGCGGUAAGGGAUCUUCUAACGAACGAUCUAACAACAGGGUCAUUGGGAACGAGGAUAGAAAGAAAGUUGAGAGGACGAGAUCGUUCAAGACUAUCGAGAGGUUUCAAAAUCGUUUCACCGGUAGGAAGGAUUCGGCGAGGAAGGAGAAUCGUUUGAACAACACGAUUGCUUGUUUCGAACUAGAGGAGGAUGAUGGUAAACGUAAGAAAAAGAAUAAGAACGAGGAGAGUAAUGAGAGCGUUGCCGAUGAAAAUAAUAGAAUGAUCAGCGUGGUCAACAAUGUGGUCAACGUGAAAUGUUGCAAUAAUGGUGGUAGCGAUGGUACCACUGUUGGUAUCGGUUCUAAUUCUGCUACUAAUGGUAACAUUAGUAAACUGGAGGAAAAGAAACAACAAUCCAGCGGUAACACAACAUUGACGAAUCUUUUGAUUAGAAGGACUCACAGCACGAAAUUAGCUAGAAGUGGUAGUUCCUUGCUUCGUUCCGCUAACAGACACGCUUCCGUCGAUAGUUCCUCGAUCGUCGCAGUGGCUGCUGCUGCGUCGGUCGCUGCAGAGAAACGUCCCGUAGCCGAGAGAGCUAAGGAUCGUGACCGUGAGGUCACGGCCGAUCCUUCUGCGGACAACUCUGACUGCAUCGAGUCCUCCCUAUUCGAAGAUGUACCGGACAUCGACGGGGGAAUGCAUUCUGAUACAUCGUACGAGAAAGCUUGCCGAAGAGGAAGUGCACCGGCUACGCCGGUGCUCGGAGGACGGCCCUUGGACGUUACACCAAAUAGGAUCGUCAACUUCUUCUCAAAGAGAUCGUUCCGAUCGAAUCCUUUGAAAAGGACGAAGAGCGUGACUAAGCUCGAACGACAAAAACAACGUGGCGCCGGUCUACGGGGUUGUCGUUCGCACGAAUCCCUUCUUUGCGGGCAGGCCGUGACCUCGAUGGACCUGGCUGCUGUGACUCCGCUUCAUCCGAGCCUCCUUGGUAGACCUCAUUGCUUCCAGGUCACACCCAGUACCGGUGCACCGAAGUAUUUCAGUUGUAGAACGGCUCACGAACGGGACCAGUGGUUACACAGCUUGAGGAAAUCGGUACAACCGGACGCGGAACAAACGAGAAGGACAGACAAUUCCCUUCAAAUUUGGUUACUCGAGGCCAAAGGUGUCCCAGCUAAGAAACGUUACUUUUGCGAAGUCUGUCUGGAUAGUACCCUUUAUGCACGAACUACGGCCAAGCUAAAAGCCGAUUUGUGCUUUUGGGGCGAACAUUUCGAUUUUCAUCAUCUUCCCUCUGUCAAUACGAUUCAAGUGAAUCUAUACAGAGAGGCCGAUAGGAAAAAGAAGAGAGAUAAAAACGUUCUAAUUGGUUCGGUCAGCAUACCAGUUCACAACGUAACGUCUCGUUAUCUAACAGAAAAAUGGUACCCAGUGGUAGGCGACAAAGGUCCUUUAAAGGAUCCACCAGCACUCAGGGUAAAAUGUCGCUUCCAGUCGGUCGACAUACUGCCGGUUCAGGUUUACCAGGAGUUCCUGGAAUACUUGAAGACCGAUUACGCGUCCCUCUGCGAGAAACUCGAACCGGUAAUCGGCGUCAAGGCGAAGGAAGAUAUUGCGACUGCCUUGGUAGCCGUUAUGCAACGCGAGAAAAAAGCACCGCAAUUCUUAGCGGAUCUCGUUAUGAUGGACAUUCAUAGAAUAGACGAUGAGAGGUUAACAUUCCGUGGAAAUUCUUUGGCUACUAAAGCAAUGGAAGCAUAUUUGAAGUUAACAGGCGAUAGGUACCUGCAAGAGACACUUGGAGCCGUUGUAAGAGGUGCCGUAGAAGGUGGAGACUGCGAGGUGGAUCCACUCAAGGUCGCCUCAGUAGCCGCACUACACAAGCAACAACAAAAUCUUCGUAAUGCGGUAGAACUCGCCUGGAGCAGGAUAUUGGCCAGCCACGCACAUUUUCCACUUGAAUUGCGUGAAUGCUUUCGUAUUUUCCGUGAACGUUUAGCCGAUAUGUGCCGGGAGGAUAUAGCAGAUAAUUUAAUAUCUGCUUCUAUCUUCUUAAGAUUUCUUUGUCCUGCCAUUCUCAGUCCGUCUCUUUUCAACAUCACGCACGAAUAUCCGAACGAGAAAGCAGCGAGGAAUUUAACUCUCGUCGCGAAGACCUUGCAGACGUUGGCGAACUUCACGAGAUUUCAGGGAAAAGAAAAUUUCAUGGAGUUCAUGAAUGAUCUUUUGGAACGAGAAGCACCGUCCAUGAAGAAUUUUCUGCAACUAAUAAGCAGUCCAUUACCAAAAGACGCACCAGCGAACAACUCGUUGGAAUUCGACGGUUAUAUUGACUUGGGAAAGCAAUUGUCUCUCCUUCAUGCAUUAUUAAGAGAAAGCGUUGCAGCAAUGGCAUCGUCCUCGCAAUCGUCACCACCGACCAAGUUGCUCGAAAUUCUCGAUAGGAUUUCUUUGGCAUUGGAUCAACCUGGACCUAGUCCUGUGCCAGCCACCCAUCGUUAUCAAAAUUUACAAAACAAUAUAUUCCGUUAUAACGAUCCAACGAUCGCCAACAGUAACACGAAUCUCUCCGUCUCGGCAACGUCUACUCUUAGCAAUCACAGUACACUGAACGGUACGAUAAGAGACAGCAACGAGUUGUUGCAAUCGAACACUUUGGGUCACAACAGUUCGCGUAGUCCUAACGUCGUCAGAGCGGCUACUCUUCCUCGAAACGCUUAUAUGGCGAACAACGGGAAAUUGCAAUUACAAAUCAAUACGGACGAUUAUCCCUUAGAGCCAGCAGCGUUUGUAUCUCGAUCUCCGACGCCAAUCGUACGUCAACACAGGCCGAUCAUCCAAAGUCGUGCAGGUGCUGGCUACAGAUUAACAGCCAGCGCCAGCCUGGCGAACGUCAAUCAUUGUCAAACGCAUCCAUCCAGUCCGACGCGUUCCGAAAGUCACAGCAAUCUCAAGGAUUCGAAUUACAAUAUAACGUUAACGCAAAACACUCAACCGAGCAACUUGAACAAUAUCUCUCAUCAUCAUCAUCACCAUCAUCAUCAUCAGCAACAACAACAACAACAACAACAACAGCAGCAACAACAGCAGCAGCAGCAACAACAACAACAACAGCAACAACAGCAACAGCAGCAACAACAGCAACAGCAACAUUAUAGACACAAUAUAGCCAGAUUGCAAAAUCUCGAAAUUCACGAUAGGGAGGACAAUUAUAAUCACAAUAAUUACAAUGUCUCGAGGUCGGCGAGUAGGAAUCAUUGUCGAAAGGAGGAAAACGCUAAUCAGACCCAACAACAGAAUUACAACAACGUCUCGAAGACGACGGUUAACGCGAACGUCGUUGUAAAUCCAACGACGAAUUUAACACUCUCUAUAAAUCAUCAUCAACCAAACAACAAUUACAACAACGCCAAGGGUGGCAACAAUACUGGUAGCACUAACACUGCCAAUGGUAAUCUCGACGAACUUUCCGAUCUCCUCAGGUACGCCGACGAUGAAGUUUCCGAAUCUAAAUCGCAAAAGGGAUCGCAAAUCUCUAUUUCUCAGCUGAGCAACGUAGCUUCUUCGGGUUAUCAGAGCUUCGCUGCUUACAGCCAAAGCUCGAGCCCGGUCGAUCUAAGCAGCAACAACGCGAACGCUCAUAUUCUCACUGCCGCGCCAUUAGCGUUCGCCAAUCCUGUUUAUCACAUGGACUCGAAUCAUGGUAGAUCGGGUAGAAGGGGUAGUACUAGCUCCGAAGAAAGGGAUGGUAGCGGUGGCGGUGGUGUCGAAGGUGUUAGAGGUGUCGAUCUAAGUCCCUCGCCACCGCCACAAAACAACGUGAGGAAUCUUCAAAGGAACGGACAAAAUCAAUGGCGACAGAUCAAUCAAACGCAUAGGAGUAAUUCCGAGCAACAACAGAACGUUUGUUGCAACAAAUUGAGAAGAAGGUUAUCCCUCGACUCCACCAGGGAUCUUUCGGACACUAGCGAGGAAGAAAAUUGUACGACUAGGAGAAGUAAAUCACGAAGUCAUCGUAGUAUCGAUCAGUAUCAGGUGGAAAUCGAGAGGCUGCAGAGUAGCGUUGAUCGAGUAAGAGCUCGAUUUGGUGGGAACGAAGAUAACGAUAUAAACGGCAUCGCACCAGACACCGAGAUGAAGACCAUCAUCUCCAGUUUAAUCUCCAUGGAGGAGGAGUCACGGCGCAAGGAACAGAAACUUUCGGCCGCGUUGUCGUACAAGCAGCGCGUGAUCGACGCGUUGGAACAACAGAUAGCGGCCUUGGAUGCGGAGAAUUCAAGAUUGACACUAUCGAACACGCGGUUACUUUCCGCACUGACGGAUCUUAAGCAACGUUACAACGCAAAGGCACAGCCAACCAACGAGACCACGACCCUUUUGCAGAAUAUCGCUGACAUAGGUGAAUUGAAAAGUUCUUCCUGUUAAAGGAUCUACUCGUCCUCGACUCGAGGUGAAAUUUUUUAAAAAAGAAGAAAAAGAAGAAGAAGAAGAAGAGGAAUAAGAAAAGGAAGAAGAUGGAAAGGAGAAUGCAUUUUUCAAAAAAAAAAAAAAAACACGAGGAACGAAUCAAUCUACUGUUUGCUGAUGCCCACGUUGCUCUUGUUGCUGCUGCUGUUACGUUGCAAUCGACUCGACUGAUCUACUACCGCUUAGCGCUGGCUACCUCCCAGUUUAUAAUCAUACCGAGAAAUAAUAAUAAUAAUACUAAUAAUAAUAAUAAUAAUUAUAAUUAUAAUAAUAAUUAUAAUAAUAUUAUAAUAAUUAUUAUGGUAAUAAUAAUAAUAAUAAUAAUAAUAAUA
Molecule: messenger RNA, 5559 nt
Organism: Vespula pensylvanica (western yellowjacket)
Lineage: Eukaryota; Metazoa; Arthropoda; Insecta; Hymenoptera; Vespidae
Gene: raskol
Product: ras GTPase-activating protein raskol
Exons: 10
Coding region: 356-5185 (1609 amino acids)
Biological process (GO): regulation of GTPase activity
Source: RefSeq, a predicted model, not a curated record